Molecule: messenger RNA, 1394 nt
Organism: Solanum pennellii
Lineage: Eukaryota; Viridiplantae; Streptophyta; Magnoliopsida; Solanales; Solanaceae
Product: 2-hydroxyisoflavanone dehydratase-like
Exons: 2
Coding region: 72-1064 (330 amino acids)
Molecular function (GO): hydrolase activity
Source: RefSeq, a predicted model, not a curated record
UUAGCUAACACAUUAUAAAUUGGAAACAAAAAGAAUCACAAAAAAAAAAAAAUAUCUUUCUUUCUUCCGCCAUGGCUUCAGAGGACAACGAGGUACUCGUCGAUCUCCAUCCCGUUUUCCGACUCUACAAAAAUGGCCGCAUAGAACGUUUCAACGAAAAUUUUAACAUGUUAUAUGUUCCUCCAUCGUUGGAAGAUCCAGCUACGGGGGUCUCCUCGAAAGAUAUUACCAUCUCAGCUCACGUUUCUGCGAGACUCUACCUUCCAAAAAAUACUAAUGUUUUUUGUAACGAAAAACUUCCUGUAUUAGUAUUUUAUCACGGUGGCGGACUUGUAGUUGGAUCUGCUUUUUUCAAUGACAUACAUUAUUUUCUGAAUCACCUGGUUUCUAAAUCUAAUGUGAUUUGUGUCUCACUAGAGUAUAGAUUAGCCCCAGAGAAUGAUUUGUCAAUAUUGUACGAAGAUUGCUGGACUGGGCUUCAAUGGGUUGCUAGUCAUCACAGUGAAAAUGACAACGGAUCUAGUAAUGCUAGUUAUAAAGACUCAUGGUUAACUAGCUAUGCUGAUUUUAACAGGGUGUUCAUUGGUGGAGAAAGCGCCGGAGGUAACAUAGCCUACCACAUGGCUAUGAGAGCUGGCAAAGAAAGUUUAAACGAAGUUAAAAUCUCGGGUUGUAUUCUUGCGUGUCCCUACUUUUUGAUGCAAGAUGAUAGUCUUGAUAUGGAGAAUAAUCCAGCUUACCAUAUUUGGAUCACCAUAUGUCAAAAGGAGUAUAAAUACUCGCCAAUUGAUAGUCCAAUGAUUAAUCCACUUGCUGAAAAGGCUCCAACUCUAUCGAGCCUAGGCUGCUCGCGGUUGUUUAUGGUUAUAGCUGAGAAAGAUGUAUUGGUUCCUCGAGAAAUUAUGAUUCAAUUUGUUGAUGGUGUCAAGAAAAGUGGAUGGAAUGGUGAAUUGGAGUUUCUUGAAGUUGAAGGUGAAGAACAUUGCUUCUUUGUAAAGAAUCCUGAGUUUGAGAAAGCUAAAGAUGUCAUAAAUCGUUUUGCUUCUUUCAUCCAACAUAAGUGAUCUUGAGUUUUAGUAAUGUCACAAAGCUAAACGUGCAAUGUGUUAUGAACCAAGUCCAGCCCAAUGUAGAUACUAAUGUCAUACAAGUUGUUAUUGGGCUGCCAAGAGUUAUUAGGCCGAGAAUGAACAAUAAGGCCAGGUUAAUUUGAGAUUCGGGUUGAGUGGGCAUGAAACGGUUCCGUAAAAAAGGAUAGUGAUAUGUGAUUUACACUUUGUUUGGUUUGUUGUUACCAUUAUUUCAUAAUGUAUUAGUAUUGUAUGGUAGAUACAACGUUUGGUUGGACUGUAUUGUUUGUUGUUUUUUAAUAACAUUUUAAUUGUUUGGUUUGA